UUGACAGGUGGCUCAGCAUGGUAGCUUUCUGUCCUGAUGAAAAUUUAAAGUGUGCAGUGUCCUUGUGCUCAGUCUGAGAGUAGAGGUAUACUAAUCUGUCCGGGGAGCAUCAGCGGAACAUAGAGGACACAGUGUCCAGCUGGAGUGUCACUGUCCCCGGGCGUCAGGUAGCAUAGUGUCCCCCCUCUGACUGACUGAUCCCCGGUAUACGGAGCUGCUUUCUCCUUGGUUGACCUACACGAGCCUCUCACAGGAGCAGUGGACGUCGGUUCAUUAAAGCUGAACACCUGCUGGAUAGGAGGAGCAGGAGGGCACGCAUUAAUAAACACCGGGUAUCAAGUCAGUCCUGCAGGCUUCUGGCCGACUCUGAAGCACCUGUCCCGGGAAAGAAAACACGACGUUACCUAAUUUUGUUAUUCCAACGUGGCUGCGUCAGGAGGAGCGGACUGGGGAGUGGAAGUUGUGGAGCUGAUAGCCAAUGCUUUGACCAGACCAUUAAAUAGACGCGAGGCUCUUUAAAAAAGACACCAGAUUAUUCCUCGAGGUUGCUGUUCACAUGAUGUACACAAUCACCAGAGGUCCCAGCAAACUUGUUACACAACGGAGAACAGGUCCCACACAACAAAUCGAGAGCAAAUUCAGCGACUUGAAGCUCAAGCCGACAUCUUGGCUCUCUGCAAACUCUCCACCCCCAAAGAUUGUCUUCAACCGUCUGAAUGGGAAGCGUUACCACACUGCAGCCACACAGAAGCCCGUCAGCCCGGCUGAGGGGUUCACUCCUGCACAUGAAGAGAACGUCAGAUUUGUGUUUGAAGCAUGGCAGGAGGUGGAGCAGAAGCUGGGGGAUGGGGACAGUGUGGGGUCGACUGAAAGCCAUGGGCCUGUUCAGUACUCUGAGAAGUCUCCCAGUACUGCCAUGAAGAACUUUGUGCCCAUCGACCUGGAGGAGUGGUGGGCUCAGCGCUUCCUUGCCAAUAUUGCCAACCUGUCAUGACUGUGUGCAGUUUUGAACAGGGACAGGAAGCACCACGUUGAUGCCCGACAUUGCAGGCAUCACUAGGGCAGAGAGGAGGCGAGCGUGUCUUCAGGAUCUGUGGAACAACAGGCCUGUGUGUAAUUUUCAGUCUGAUUUGAUGUCUUGUGCUUCACGUUGCUGGGUUAACGUAAACCUGCCCUAUGAUGCACUGAGAGAUAUGUGACUGUGAACUGUGACAGCGCUGACGUGAAGGACCCGUCUCUCUACAUGAACGACAAAUCAGAUAGAAGCUGUGAGUUUUUCUUUUCAAAGAACCUGCCUCCUUUCUGAAGUGUGCUGCAGCUGAAUGUACAUCUCGGCUGAUCUUUUAAUAGAAAUCAAUUGAAAAUCAAAAGAGUAAAAUGUUUUACAAAAACA
Cheilinus undulatus (humphead wrasse) is the source of this 1393-nucleotide messenger RNA. RefSeq names its product MAPK regulated corepressor interacting protein 2 (gene mcrip2). Lineage: Eukaryota; Metazoa; Chordata; Actinopteri; Labriformes; Labridae. The transcript is spliced from 5 exons. Bases 557 to 994 code for a protein of 145 amino acids. The record is from RefSeq and is a predicted model, not a curated record.